Messenger RNA from Podospora pseudopauciseta, 1572 nucleotides. RefSeq lists its product as uncharacterized. The transcript is spliced from 2 exons. Bases 1 to 1572 code for a protein of 523 amino acids. Lineage: Eukaryota; Fungi; Ascomycota; Sordariomycetes; Sordariales; Podosporaceae. The record is from RefSeq and is a predicted model, not a curated record.
AUGAUGGCAGACGACGACAGCGCGGCUGCGCAGCCAAAACCUGAGGAGCCCAAAGCCGAGGCUGUUCCCGAGGCCAGUCAACCGCAGCAGAGGGAUGUUAGCGAUGCCGGUCAACAGCAGCAGGAGAACGUUCCUGAGGGCAGUCAACAGCAACAGGAGAACGUUCCCGAGGCCAGUCAACAGCAACAGACGGAGGUAAACGAUGCCAACCCAGCACCCUCGCCAACGCCGCUCCCGCCAACCCACCAGGAGACGCAAAAAGGUGGGCAGCCAUUGGGCGGUGCUGUACGGUUCGACACCCUCCCAGGCCCGCAUCCAACGGUCCAUCUGCAGCCGGUGUUUGGAACAUACGACGCCCGGCGCGAGGAGGAUGAAGUCCCUUAUGAGAUCCCGCACAACCCCAAGUGGCACAAGGUCAAGAUUGGGCUGAUGCUCUUUGCUGUUGCGGUUUCGGCCGUGGUUAUCGGGUUGAGUGUUGCUACGGGGUAUAUCUCUGCGGGAGACUCCGGGUACUGGUAUAUUCAUCAAUCAGCGUACAUUUCCGGUGUUUCUGCCUCGGCGGCGAUCCUCUCCCUCGUCUUCAUCGUCAUCGAGAUGUUGACCAUGUGGUUCUCCAAAGACCACCGUGGCCUGCACCCAGGAUGGCUAAUCACCUUCAACCUCAUCAUCGGUGCCCUUGCCGUGGCCGGGUUCGGCAUCAUGGUUCACUAUGUCACCAACGUAGGGGGAUACGACGGUUGGUCCCGGUAUUUCGACAACGAGGACACAGCCGACAAAGAACUCGCACUCUUCCAGGCCCUUUUAGCCUUUGACUUUGUGUUAUUCUUCACUCACCUCAUCUUGUUCGUCGGUGCCUGCGGCGAGGCUCACCAGCGGAACCGAGCCAGACGGGAGGUCCAGAUAGUGGAGAUCCCGUAUGAUCCUUCCCACCCUCUGCCCGCCGGGUUCCAAUAUGUACCACAUCCAACUUUGCAGCACCCACCACCACCACCUCCCAACCAACAAAUUCCAGGAAGCUGGGCACCCCAACAACCACGACGACAACCGCAGCGUGUGUCUGUUCACGGGGUUAUCCCCUACAUCACACCCGAACAAGCGGCUCAAUACGGGGGUUACUACUCCCCUAUGCCGACGCCGGCACCUCCUCAGCAACCUCAACGAGUGAGAACAAGCCAGAGGGGGUAUUACGCCCCGGCGCAGCAGCAGCAGCGAUCUUCGAUGCGUGGUGCCAGGGCUGCGGCGGGACAGGGAAAUGUUGCUGCGGCUGAGAAGACAACGAAACGGGCUUCUGCUGCUGCGGCGAGGAAAAAAGAGGCGCCGUUGCCGGAGAUACCGCUGCCGGAGGUUCCAACGGAGGAGGAGAAGGAGGAGGGGAAAGGGAAAAGGAAGGAGAGGAGGGAGGUUGUGCUGUCAGAGAAGGUUGGGGGUGAUGAGAAAGGGGAGCCGACGAAGGCCGUUACAGAGGGUGAGAAGGCCGAGCCGCCGGUAAAACAAGAGGAGGUCGUGGCUGAGAAGAGUGAGCCAGCGGCGCAGGUAGAGGUCGUGACCGAGAAGGGCGUGGCUGAGAAGUGA